Molecule: messenger RNA, 2743 nt
Organism: Salmo salar (Atlantic salmon)
Lineage: Eukaryota; Metazoa; Chordata; Actinopteri; Salmoniformes; Salmonidae
Product: transmembrane protein 150A
Source: RefSeq, a predicted model, not a curated record
UUUACAAAAAGCUCUCCUUUGUGGGAGGAGUUAGGUGCAACAGCUGGCUCUCUUUACAUACUUUUUCGCAGCGGAGACAGACACAUCUCCCGAAGCAACAAAAAAAAAGGCGGACGAAUGAACAGCAGCAACAAAUCUGAUCUCGCCUCUCUUUAACACAGGAAUUGUAUAUGAUUUGCUUCAAAACACGUUAAGCAAACGACCAGAGAAGAAAUCUACGCUUCUGGAAAAUGUUCUGGGACAUAACUUUUUCCUGGGUUUGGGAAAACUAGCUACAGAUCUUGAACGAUUCCCUAGAAAGGUGCAAAGAUUCUUAAUCAGCCCUGAUGUUUGCUAUGGAAGGCAUGCCUGUUAUGGACUGCCUGAAGGACUUCAAUCACUGAAGUUGAAGAGGGAGAGAGAAGUGGAUUUAUCCCUUUUUUUCCUCUGGAGGCACAGGUACCUAGUGGACCACAUAGACCAAAGUGAUCAACAUGUCUAUUUGGGUGAUCAUACCCAUCAGCCUACCUGUCUUCACCAUCACUGGAAUAUGGGUUGUAUAUGCCAUGGCCCUCUACAACCAGCAUGUCUGCCCCGUGGAUAACUGGCUGUAUAAUCAGUCGUGUGAGGAGAAGCUGUCUCUACAGAGGGGUCCUGAGCUGUGCUGUACCCUGGACAAUGUCCCACUCAUCAGUAAGUGUGGCACCCUUCCCCCUGAGAGUUGCUUCUUCAGCCUCAUCUGCAGUACCGGAUCCUUCAUGGUGAUUUUGAUAGGGCUGCUGCGGUAUGCCCACGUCAUAGAGAAGCACCAGAACUGUGUCCUUAACACGGCCGGCCUCUCCACUGGCUGGAUCUGUGCUGCAGGACUCAUUAUGGUGGGCAACUUCCAGGUGGAUUAUGCUAAAGUGCUUCACUACGUGGGUGCAGGGGUGGCUUUUCCCACCAGUAUACUGUUUGUGUGUCUGCAGUCAGCCCUGACCUACCGGCUGGCGAAGACCCAGAGAGAAUAUAACAUGGGCCACCUUCGACUGGGGAUGAGCUUGCUAGCCUUCAUCACCCUGGUCUUCAGCGGUGUCUUCUUUGUCCAGGAGAGCUUUGCCCUGCAACACGCCUCCGCCAUCUUUGAGUGGCUGUUCUGCAUCAUCAUCAUGCUCUUCUUUGGGACCUUUGCCUUUGAGUUUGGGGACAUGUCCGGGGAUACCCUUAUGGUGCUGGCCAGAGGGGGUGUCCAGGGCUUUUCCAGCAGUGACCACAAGGCUGAGGAGGCAGGAGGGCCCAACCACCACUACCAACCAGAUGGCAUAGCAAUGCUGUAGGCCUAUCAAAGGGAAGCUUCUGUGCCCACUGACCAAUCACAAACAGGGUUGGAGUGGGAAGAGUGGAUGCCUGACCAAUCAUAGACCACCAAAGGGCAUGAGGACGACAGACUCUCCAAAUGGACCUGCUCGGUAUUGCACAUAGCUAAAGCACCCAAAGCUUUUCUAGCCAUUGACCAAAGACUAAUAUCAUGUUAUUGCCAUAUUUGUACUGCGUUGCAGUAGACAGUACAGGGUGGAUUGCAAAACAUAUGUUACAAGUGCCUUUUGGAAGGAACACAGGUAGGCGCGCGCACACACACACACACACACACACACACACACACACACACACACACACACACACACACACACACACACACACACACACACACACCUUCCCUGUCCUUUUCUUUCAUCAUUAUGUAAUCACUCUUGAUUACGAGAACUUGUUCGCUUGCCGUGUAUCAGAUCCAAUGUCUUGAGUGAGUGCCUGAAAAAUCUUUAAUGACUAAGCAGAAUAUGGCUGGGUCAGUACCUGUGUUAUGUUUGGCCAUUCAGGCACUGAACUCUGCAUCACAUUGUUUCUACUCAGGAAAAUCUGUUACAUCACCAGCUGUUGUUCAGUGCCUUUUAACAGGACCUUAAAGGGAAAUUAAAGUCAAACAAAAGAGCUAGUGUUGUUUUCUGUGCUCAGAGAUAUUUGUUUUAUAUCAGAGGUUUGAUUGUUGUAUUGUAUGAAAUAAAAGCAAAUAGGGUAAAGGGAGGUUCUGUUCAGGUGCAGUGACCCUUGUUGUUUCAUUUUGUGAGGGACUAUGUGAAAGGUGUCUGAAAACCUAGAUUUGGUGUUGUGUGUUACGCAUUGAAACCAGUAGAGGGCCCCCUGAUCAAUGGUUUUGUUGCAGUGUCAUCUGAUACAGAGAAAGUGUUACAGUGGGAAAGAAAGCAAACCAGAGAAAUGAAUCACUUUGAAAGUGUAUCCUUGUACCAAAUUGAUGACAAGAAUAAGAAAUGUUAAUACAAACAUGUUAUUUUAUGUAUGCUGUUAAAUUUUUCAGGUAUUAAUGCAACUAUAGACAGAUCUGUCUAUUUAUCGUCUAGAACCUGUUUUUGUCAUUCAUAAUUUUCCAAAGUGCUUUUUGUAUCUUAAAAAGAAAGAUUCACCCAUUUUGAAUAUUAUUUUUUUUAAAUCUCUGAGCUGUGUUCUAUUGAUUCAAUGUUUCAUGCCAAUCUGAUCAAUUGCUGUUCAAGCAGGUAGAGAUACAAAAUGUAUCACACCGGCUAUGACAAUUAGCGUUUUGAAAGUUCUAUAUCUUGAAAACUUGAUUUCUGACAUGCAAGACAUUUUGGGACUGUAUCAACAGUGGACUAAUGAAACAAAUACCAAAGGAUAGUUUGAGUGGAUUAUUACUUUAAGGUGAGCAUUAUCAAUGCACCAGCAAAGAAUAAAACCCUUUUCUGAGAAUUAA